AUGCAGCCUGGAACCAGUGCCCCGGGCGUCAGGGCGGCCCAGCUGAGCUCGUCGAGGCCCCGAGGCCGCCCGACUCGGAGAGCGGCGCCUGGGACGGGUCCCGAGCGCGGCCGCCUGGCUAGGGACCCUCAGUCCUGCGGCACCCUGCUCCGGGCCGGCCGGGGACCUCAGAUCUUCCUCCUGAUUGGCCAUGUUUUAGACAGGCCCGCCCCCAACGUUAUGCACGGCUCCACCUCCUUUCGCAUCCUAAACUUGACCUUGCGCCUCCUAGUGGCACCGCCCUUAACUAUCUCUAACAAGGAGCUGUCCGAGCUGAUAGACCAGCUGCAGAAAAAUGCUGACCAGGUGGAGAAGAACAUCGUGGACACGGAGGCCAAGAUGCAAAGUGACCUGGCCCGGAUCCAGGAGGGCCAGCCGGCCGAGCACCAGGAAGUGGCCCUGCAGAAGGUGUCCGACUCAGAAAAGCUGCUGUACGUGCUCGAGGCAGACGCGGCCAUCGCCAAGCACAUGAGGCACCCUCAGGGGGACAUGAUCGCCGAGGACAUUCGGCAGCUUCGGGAGCGUGUGACCAACCUGCGCGGGAAACACAAGCAGAUCUACAACUUGGCCAUGAAGGAAGUGGACCCAAAGAUGAACUGGAUGGCCGUGGUGGACGAGAAGCUGGACAAGCUGAGCAGCCAGAGCUUUGAGACGGAGCUGCCGCUGGUGGAUCAGCAGGUGGAGCAGCACAAUAUCUUCCACAACGAGGUCAAGGCCAUCGGCCCCCACCUCGCCAAGGAUGGGGACAAGGAACACAGCAGCGAGUUGCAGGCCAAGUACCAGAAACUGCUGGCUUUGUCGCAGGCGCGCCAGCAGCACCUGAGCUCCCUGCAGGACUACAUGCAGCGGUGCACCAACGAGCUGUACUGGCUGGAUCAGCAGGCCAGGGGCCGCAUGCAGUACGACUGGAGCGAUCGGAACCUUGACUACCCCAGCCGUCGGCGCCAGUAUGAGAACUUCAUCAACCGGAACCUGGAGGCCAAGGAAGAGAGGAUCAACAGGCUGCACAGCGAGGGCGACCAGCUGCUGGCGGCCGAGCACCCUGGGAGGAACUCCAUCGAGGCACACAUGGAGGCCGUGCACGCAGACUGGAAGGAGUACCUGAACCUGCUCAUCUGCGAGGAGAGCCACCUCAAGUACAUGGAGGACUUCCACCAGUUCCACAAAGACCUGAAGGACGCUCAGGAGCUGCUGCAGAAAGUAGACUCAGAUCUGAAUCAGAAAUACAGCCCCGACUUCAAGGACCGGUACCAGAUCGAGAUGCUGCUGCGGGAGUUGGACGACCAGGAGAAGGCGCUGGACAAGUAUGAGGACGUGGUGCGGGGCCUGCAGCGACGAGGGCAGCAGGUUGUGCCCCUCAAGUACCGGCGGGAGACGCCACUCAAGCCCAUCCCGGUGGAGGCACUCUGUGACUUCGAGUGUGACGAGGGCCCCAUCUCGCGUGGCUAUAGCUACACCCUGCAGAAGAACAAUGGCGAUGGCUGGGAGCUCACGGACAGUGCCGGCAACAAGCUGACCGCCCCGGCCAUCUGCUUCCUGAUCCCCCCCACCGACCCCGAGGCCCUGGCUCUGGCUGACAGUCUGGGUGGCCAGUACCGGAGCGUGCGGCAGAAGGUGGCUGGGAGCAAGAGUGCGCUCCAGCAGCGGUACGAGGUGCUGAAGGCCGAGAACCCUGGAGACGCCUCUGACCUGCAGGGGCGGCAGCUGCUGGCUGGCUUGGACAAGGUGUCCCGAGACCUGGAGCGGCAGGAGAAGGCCAUCACAGGCCUCCUCCGGCCACCACUGGAGCAGGGCCGGGCUGUGCAGGACAGUGCUGAGCGGGCCAAGGACCUCCAGAGCUUCUCCAGCGGGCUGCUGCGCAUCCAGCCUGAGCUGACGCGGAGCGUGGCCGAGGGUGAGGCCUUCAUCCAGGCCAUCCCGGGCGGUGGCAGCGCACCCCUGCUGAGGACCCGCAUGGACGACACCAAGGCCAAAUACGAGCACCUGGCCCAGCUGCUGGACGCGGCCCAGGAGAAGAUGGAGGUGGCCAGCCGCCUGGAGAAGAGUCUGCAGCAGGGCCGGGAGCUGCUGGCUGAGUAUGAGCGCCGGCUGACCCAGGACGACGCCGUGCCUGAGAAUGCCCGCGCCCUGGACGACAAGAGGCAGGAGCUGGCCGCCCUGGGCUCCGAGCUGCAGGACAAGAAGCCCCUCCUGGCCGAGGCCGAGGGGAACCUGCAGGCAGCCAAGCAGUGCUCAGGCACGCUGGCCAGCCGCUUUCAGGAGCACUGCCCAGACCUGGAGCGCCAGGAGGUCGAGGUCCACAAGCUUGGCCAGCGCUUUGACCACCUGCAGUCACAGAUCGACCGCAGGACCCAAAGCCUGCAGAGUGCCCAGGCUGCGUACGAGGACUACCGCCGUGGCCAUGACCACGUGCUCCAGUUCCUGUCCAACACCCCCAGCUACGAGCCCCAGGAGACAGACAGCCUUGGCCAGGUGGAGAUCAAGCUCAAGAACCAGAAGAACCUGCUGGAUGAGAUUGCCAACAGGGGGCAGCAAGUGCAGGAGGUCUGUGCCAGCUCCCAGCGUUACCAGCAGGCAGUGAAGGACUACGAGCUCGAGGCUGAGAAACUCCGGUCCCUCCUUGACCUGGAGAGUGGACGGAAUGGCCACGCCAACAAGAGGGCCCGGCUGCAGUGCCCGGCUGCCAGAGUCAAGGAAGAGGAAGCCACGCUCACAGCCAAGUUCACAGAGGUCAGCGCUGUCAACAGGCAGAGGCUACAGAACCUAGAGUUUGCGCUCAGCCUCCUGAGACAGCAGCCGGAAGUGGAAGUGUCCCGCGAGGCCCUGCAGGGGAGCGCGCAGGCGCCGGGGUUGCAGGAGACGUGGAAGAUCAGGAAGGCACUGGACGAGGAGACACAGCGGCGGCGGCAGCUGGAGGACGAGGUGCAGAGUGCCCAGGAGGAGAUCCGGAGCCUGCAGGCCCGCGAGCCACAGGAGGCUGUGGUAUGUCAGGAGGUGCGCAAGAAGGUGCCUGACCCCGCGCUGGAGGAGAGCUUCCGGCAGACGCAGCGGAUGCUGGCCGAGGAGCAGCACAAGAACCGGCUGCUGCAGGAGGAGCUGGAGGUGCUGCAGGCGCGGCUGCGGGCGCUGGAGCGCGACACGGGGGCCGGCGGGGGGCAGGAGUAUGUGGUCAAGGAGGUGCUGCGCAUCGAGCCCGACCGGGCCCAGGAGGACGAGGUCCUGCGCCUGCGAGAGGAGCUGGAGGAGCUGCGCCGGCAGAAGGGCACCCGCGAGGCCGAGGUGGCCCUGCUGCGGCAGCGCAUCGCCGCCCUGGCCGAGGAGAAGAGCCGGGCGCGGGAGGUGGUCAGCGAGAGGGAGAUGGUGACGCUGCACAACGACCCACAGCUGGAAGCGGAAUUCCGGCAGCUGCAGGAGCAGCGGCAGCGCGAAGGCCGGCAGCGCAAGACGCAGGAAGAGGAGCUGAGCUUCCUGCAGGACAAGCUGAGGCGGCUGGAGAAGGAGCGGGCCAUGGCCGAGGGCAAGAUCACCGUCAAGGAGGUGCUCAAGGUGGAGAAGGACGUGGCCGCCGAGAGGGAGGUCAGCGACCUCAAGCGCCAGUAUGAGGAUGAGGCUGACAGGGCGCACGCCCGCCAACGGGAGAAGACAGAGCUGCUGCGCCGGAUCUGGGCCCUGGAGGAGGAGAACGCCAAGGUGGUGGUGCAGGAGAAGGUGCGCGAGAUCGUGCGGCCGGACCCCCAGGCCGAGAGCCAGGUGGCCGACCUGCGCCUGGAGCUCGUGGAGCAGGAGCGCAAGUUCCGAGGCGCCGAGGAGCAACUGCAGAGCUACAAGGGAGAGUUGGCGGCGCUGCGGCAGCGAGGCCCCCAGGUAGAGGUCAAGGAGGUGACCAAGGAGGUGAUCAGGUACAAGACAGACCCCGAGGUGGAGCGGGAGCUGCAGAGGCUGCGCGAAGAGAUCGUGGAGAAGACGCGGCUCAUCGAGCGGUGUGACCUGGAGAUCUACCAGCUGAAGCAGGAGAUCCAGGCCCUCAAGGACGCCAAGCCCCAGGUCCAGACCAAAGAGGUGGUCCAGGAGAUCCUGCAGCUCCAGGAGGACCCGCAGACCAAGGAGGAGGUGGAGUCCUUGCGGGCCACGCUGGCGGAGGAGCACAAGAAGCAGGUGGACUUGGAGAGGGAGCAGGCGGCGCAGGCGGCAGAGAUCGCACGCCAGGAGGAGGAGCUCUCUCGCGUGCGCGAGAAGGUAGUGCGGCAGGAGGUGGUGCAGUUCGAGGAGGAGCCGGGCCUGCGCGCCGAGGUGAACUCCUUCAGCCAGAGCAUCGACAUGGAGCUGCGGCAGAUCGACACCCUGAGCGGGGAGCUGCGGCGCCUGCAGCGGCGGCGCAGCGAGCUAGAGCGGCAGCUGGAGGAGCUGGAGCGUGAGCGGCAGGCACGGCGGGAGGCCGAGCUGGAGGUGCAGCGCCUGAAGCAGCGGCUGGCCGGCCUGGAACAGGAGGAGAACGAGGCCCGGGAGAAGGUGACCCGCAAGCAGAAGGUGGUCCUGCAGCAGGACCCCCAGCAGGCCCGCGAGCACGCCCUGCUGCAGGCCCAGCUGGACGAGGAGCGGCACCGACGGCAGGUGAUGGAGAGCGAGCUGGAGACCCUGCGCCGCAAGCUGCUCGGCCUAGAGAAGAUGGAGGUCAAGGAGAAAGUGGUUUUCUCCGAGAGCGUGCAGGUGGACAAAGGCGAUACAGAGCAUGAGAUCCAGAAGCUCAGGGGCAGCCUGGAGGAGGAGAGCCGGGGCAAGCGGGAGCUGGACGCUGAGGUCAGCCGGCUGGAGGCCAAGCUGUCCGAGCUGGAGUUCCACAACUCCAAGUCGUCCAAGGAGCUAGACUUCCUGCGGGAGGAGAACCACCGCCUCCUGCUGGAGCGGCAGAACCUGCAGCUGGAGGCCAGGAGGCUGCAGGCUGAGAUCGAGAGGGCAGCGGUGGAGACCCGGGGAGACCCGGGAGGUGUGGUGGCAGUGGACGCCGGCCCGAGCCUGGACUCCAGGCUGUGGUCCCUGGAGCGGGAGCUGGAGGAGCUGAAGAGGCUGUCCAAGGACAAGGAUGUGGAGAUUGACGAGCUGCAGCGGCGCCUGGGCAAUGUGGCAGUCAAGCGGGAACAGCGGGAGAACCACCUGCGUCGCUCCAUUGUGGUCAUCGACCCCGACACAGGCCGAGAGCUGUCACCUGAGGAGGCUCGGCGGGCAGGCCUCAUCGACUGGAGCAUGUUCGUCAAGCUGCGCAACCAGGAGUGCGACUGGGAGGAGAUUUCGGUCAAGGGCCCCAACGGGGAGUCCUCCGUCAUCCAUGACCGCAAGUCUGGCCGCAAGUUCUCCAUUGAGGAAGCCCUCAGAUGUGGCCGCCUGAGCAAUGACCAGUAUGAGCGCUACAUCAACAAGGACAUGUCCAUCCAGGAGCUGGCUGUCCUGGUGUCUGGCCAGAAGUAGGCCUUGUGUACCACCCAGAGCAUCUUCUUUAUGCAGAGCCCACACCUAUGCUCAGGCUGCUCUGUCACUGACCUGGGUUGCCCUGUAUGACCCAGCCUAGCUGGGGUGUGUCUCCCUCCCCACACUCACCCCCACACUUUUGCCUUUUCCCUACCCACUCCUCCAACACACUACCCAAGUGUGAUGCCCAGAAAGAAGCCAAAACCCACCAGAGCCCCAACAUGGGCUCCAAGUGUCUAAAUACCCAUUCCUUCCCCAGGGGACGUGGCCCAUGGGUCGGGGGACAAGGCAGCUUCUUCAUGGGUGGUAGGAGCACCAGCCCCAAGGACCCUUUCUGGUUCACUGUGAGAAAGCAGGCAGGUAGCUCUGAUGCAGAAUAAACACCUGGUGGCUCGGG
Messenger RNA from Echinops telfairi (small Madagascar hedgehog), 5899 nucleotides. RefSeq names its product periplakin (gene PPL). The record is from RefSeq and is a predicted model, not a curated record. Gene Ontology annotation, biological process: intermediate filament cytoskeleton organization; wound healing. Lineage: Eukaryota; Metazoa; Chordata; Mammalia; Afrosoricida; Tenrecidae. Gene Ontology annotation, cellular component: cytoskeleton; cytoplasm; membrane. The transcript has 23 exons. Gene Ontology annotation, molecular function: cadherin binding; structural molecule activity. The coding region runs from base 1 to 5502 and encodes 1833 amino acids.